This is a messenger RNA of Gorilla gorilla gorilla (western lowland gorilla), 3874 nucleotides long. RefSeq names its product leucine rich melanocyte differentiation associated (gene LRMDA). Bases 294 to 974 code for a protein of 226 amino acids. NCBI's taxonomy places the organism in Eukaryota, Metazoa, Chordata, Mammalia, Primates, Hominidae. The record is from RefSeq and is a predicted model, not a curated record. Gene Ontology annotation, molecular function: protein binding. Gene Ontology annotation, biological process: melanocyte differentiation. The transcript has 7 exons.
GGAGGGAGGGGCGCGGGGAGUCGGGGUCAGGCCGCCGUCGGGGCGCCGGGCGCUGCGGGCCACCUGUUGCAGCGGGCGGCCAGGGCUCACCUGCGCGGAGUCUGGGCCGAGGGGCGGCGGCGGCGAGCGGCGGAGCUGAGGUCCCCGCGGCUAGCCCGCGCCUCCGGCUUCCGCCGGGUCAGCUGACUGCCCAGUGCGGAACUGUGCGCCCGCCGCGCUCCCCUGCCGCGCUCCCCGCUGCCGCCGCCGCGCCCCCGCGCUCCGUCCCGCGCGCCCGCAGCGUCCUGGCCGCCAUGGCCGGGCUCGUGGUGCGUGGAACUCAAGUGUCCUACAUAGGCCAGGACUGCAGAGAAAUUCCAGAGCACCUUGGCAGGGACUGUGGACAUUUCGCAAAGAGGCUUGAUCUGAGCUUUAACCUUCUGAGGUCACUGGAAGGACUGAGCGCAUUCAGGAGCCUGGAGGAACUCAUCUUGGACAACAAUCAGCUGGGGGAUGACCUUGUGUUGCCAGGGUUACCCAGACUGCAUACCUUAACCCUCAACAAGAACCGAAUCACUGAUUUGGAGAACCUGCUGGAUCACUUGGCAGAAGUGACACCAGCUCUGGAGUACCUCAGUCUGCUGGGCAACGUGGCCUGUCCCAACGAGCUGGUCAGCUUGGAAAAGGAUGAGGAAGACUACAAGAGAUACAGAUGCUUUGUUCUGUACAAGCUGCCCAACUUGAGAUUUCUGGAUGCCCAGAAAGUAACCAGACAAGAACGAGAGGAGGCGUUGGUCAGAGGAGCCUUCAUGAAGGUGGUGAAGCCCAAGGCUUCCAGUGAGGACGUUGCCAGCUCCCCGGAGCACCACUACACGCCCUUGCCUUCUGCUUCCAGGGAACUCACCAGUCACCAAGGUGUCCUGGGGAAGUGUCGCUACGUUUACUAUGGGAAAAACUCAGAGGGCAACAGGUUUAUCCGAGAUGACCAGCUCUGAAGCCAACUUCUGUAUACCUUCACCCAUUUCAUGAAAAUAAAAUCAAAAGGGAAAUCAAAAAUAAAGAAAACGCUAAAGAAAAAACAAUAGCCCACAUUGCCUCUCUUUGGGAAAAGCUAUGACUUCAGCUUUUGGUACCUUCCGCUGACUUUGCCAGGCCUGUCAAGAUGAUCCUUCUGCCUUAGACUGAGUGGUCACAUAGAGAUUGACAUGAUUGCCCUUAAGCAGGUCUCAUCCACCAGGGUGACAGACAGCGGUGGCGAAGCAACAGGGCUGACAGCAUGAACACCAUGAUAGAUUGCCUGGUCCUGCCACUGCUCACAGGGGAGCAGAGGUCACACCUGGGGCCUCCCUGGACAUGCUCAGUGGCUGCAGUCAAGUGAGAAAGACUGUCCUCAGCUCGCCUAUUGAAUUGAAAUCCCUCUGAUACCAUCCCCUCUGAUACCAUCGUGCUGUGGGCUUAUUUUUAGUGAAAUAGUCACAGUUUAGGGGACAGCCACUCUCCCUCACUCCUUUUAAAUCUUAACGUCCUGUAUUCUGCAUAUACAUAGCUCCCGUCUCUUCCCCUCCACCUUCCUUUAGCAUCGAUUUUAUGACAGGUGGUGCAUUUCAGUUUGCAGUUUUUCGGAGAACAAGGUAUAACUUCCCAGCCAGGUCAUACAUUUAUGGCUGGCUUCAUGUUGCUACAAUCCCUUUAUUGGUGUAAAUAGCUUUCCCUAAAUCCCUGACUACAAAAGCAUGGACUUUUAUCUUGUUUCAUUCAACUCUAAAUCCACUUCUUGCCGUGAGUAUGAUGCAGUGUAAGGCAGUAAGGCAUCUUUCUCAGCACGAGGGUUUGGUUGCACCAGGGACUCUUAUUUAUUAAUUUAUUUUUAACCAUACACACUUCCAGUGAUGCCUGUGGCCAUACUUGUGUGUGGGGCUGGCUUGCUCCUUCGGGUGCUAUUUAAAGGGAGUGAGGUGAUGAAAGAUAGAGUGAAGGGUCAGGAGGUUAAAAAACAAAAUUAAGACUGUUGAAAACACCCACCAGACCAAAGAGUUUUUAUAGAAGGCACAAACCUUUUGGAUUUUGCAUCUUUGUCAUGACCUCUCAGAAAUCAAAUCCACAGGUUGAGAGACGGUGCUCUGUCUUCCUGUAUGCUUGGCUGUGCACUAGCACUAAUGUCACAAGGAGCAUAAGUGUGAUCAUUGCUAGUUGGGUGACUCUAAGUUUAUCUAACUUGCUGGUGCACCAGUCAAAUCACUCUAGAAGAUGUUCAAAAGGUUGAUUGUUCUUGACACGGUAGUGUUUAUUUUUCUGCUUCUUCUGUUUAGACCAAGUGUUCAUUGUCCUCCCAGUAUUAGGUCAGUUUGAUGACAGCAAAACCUGAAAGAGAAUCCCUCCAAGUUAUAGAUACUGAGGGACUAGGAGCUGCUAUUGUAAAACUAUGGGGACUCAGAAUCCCUAAGCUGUCCAAGGAGAACCUACUUUCUCAGCUCUAGCCCGUUUACAUAGCCUCUGGCCCACUGAGUCAACACAGGCCUUGAAUGACAUGUAUUGAGGCUGGCAGGAGUCCCUGUUUGAGAUUAUGCAACCUUUGUUAAUCAGUUCUUUAGACAAGUUAACAUUAAAAUCCUCAAAACCAUGAAUAAUUGGAGAAUGUUGAAUGUUUGCCUUUAUCUCUCAAAUCCAUUAGUAACUGGAGUUGAGUACCUUUUCUCUGUUUGAUCUACAAAACAGCACUGGAAAAAUGCUUUAAAUUAUCUGCAUUUGGUCCCACCCUGGGUCAUUGUUUAGAAGCAUCAGCACAUGUUUUCUCCCUGGCAUAAUAUGGGCAGCCAGAGUUCUGUGCAAGGGCAGCUAGACGAGUCAGAUGUCAUAUCCAAUCUAGCCACACAUAUAUCCUUGUCUUUAUAAAAGGCUUUAACCCUGCCUCAAACAAUAAAAAAGCACUUGUGAACUGACCACAGAAUUUUUCCAUCUUUAUUUUUCUUACUUGUUUACUUUUUUUAAUGUCAGAACCAUUUGUAUCAUGCGCAGGAAUGUCUCCCUCAAUGUGAGCUUUGGAGGCAAAACAUAUUUUUGGAGUGAGUUAUUGACCACAUUGUUUCCCUCUCUUUGGGUUGUUUAUUUUCUUCCAGAAUGGUGUAAUAACUUUAAUUAAGAUUAGCUUUAAUUAUAAAUUACCUAAAGGCCGUCACUAAGGUAUAUUCAUCUUAUUGAUAGAAUUAUAGUCAGCUUUGUUUCUCUUAAGCAGGGAUAGUGAUAAUGAAGUGCUGGGUUGGUUACAGUUCCACUGUGUGUUAACCAAAAUUUGCUGUGCUAGAGCUAGACUUUGGUCUGAAUUGGCAGAGGUAGAACCCAUGUUGCAUGUUUGUUUAUCCUAAAUCUGUAGGAAUUUCCCAAACCUUGUUUUUCAAAGUUGAGAAGUAGAAAGUAAUAAAUUCAAUCAAUCAGGGCCCAGACAUGUUUUGUACCCCCUUUACCCUUUGGUCUUUCUUCCUUUUAUCCUAUUCCACUGAGCUUGUUCUUUGGGGAUUGUGGUGCCUGACAUCACUGUCUUUCCUCCCCUAGGACACUGACUUGAGUGGAGAGACCUCAGCAACUCAAGGCCGUCCUGCAGCUCUCUGUUGCCUCAGCAAUGUCAGGACGACUGUCUCUUUCCUAAGUAACAUAAUUUUAAAGAACAAUUUGUUCCUUAGGGAAUAAUGUCUUGGAUUGUGGGGAAUCCUAUUAAAAGUACAACUAUUGCAGUCAUUUGCUUUUACUUUUACCAGCCUCGCUCAUAAACCCUCCAUCUGUUUGUUGCUUUAAAUAGAAGCACAUUAUAAGAGAUUAUCACUUGAUCAGGCUGCAUGUCUGAGUGUUGUAUGUUUUCACAUACUCAUGUAUACUAAGGAAUAAAAGAAAGCAAACCACA